Vitrella brassicaformis is the source of this 3062-nucleotide messenger RNA. NCBI's taxonomy places the organism in Eukaryota, Vitrellaceae. The record is from the annotation of a GenBank genome assembly.
AUGAUGCCCCUAUCCUCAAAUUCCCGCUCCCUCUCCGCUAGGCGUCACCCUCACAGCUCUGCGUGGCGCUGUUCGGGUGGUGGUGUGUCGCUGCCGUCGGGCAUGCUUGCGAGUGUCAGCAAAUGACGGCAAGACAAACCACAAACGAGGAUGCGGCGGCGAAGAGAUGGAGCGAGAAAAAGAGAAAAAAAGACAAGUCGAGACGGUCUCUAAGCGCGUAAUUCUCGACCGGCCACAGUGACCUUUCCCCCUUCACAUUCUCAGCAGCAUCAUGGAUGUGCAUCAGAUGGGCAGGCAACCGCCACAGACAAACUUCUUUCAUCAGAUCUGACGAUUGUCUUCCAUUCUCGUGUGAGACUGUACAGGUCAGGGAGGGUACGCGAGCAGUUGAGGAGGGCCUGCGGCACCUGCAGGAGCUCAGCACAACGGUGUGCCUGCCUACCCGCCUGCCUGCACGAAACAAGCACUCUGUGUGUCUUCCUUGCAGCUUGGCGCGGUGCGGUCUCAUUUUGAGCAAGCGCAGCCUCCCAGCCUCUCUGGACAGGUACGUCACACACACUGCUGCAUCGCUCUCGCACAUCGCUGCUGUUGUUUUGCACAGGCGCCGUCGGCCACCUCACUGGAACUUCAUGUGCAGCGUGCCCUCGUCAGCUCCCACGUCGCCACAGCACAGUCGCAGCUCACGCGCACACAUGAGGACGUGUCGCGGGUGGUGGAUGCACUCAAGCCGAUCCUGGCGGCCGCACCCAACCCCGCCACUCAGGAUGAUGCCGUGGUGCGCACAGCAGAUGGCCGCAGCACGACACUCUCUCUGGGUGUUCAUCGUUGGUCCUUGUUGCUCUGUGGUUUGCAGGCCCCUGCAGUGAAGCGCCCGUCAUUUCGCCUCGUCUACAGAAGCGGCAACCCUCCACUUGUCAACCAAGGACACCAAGGACCGGCAAGAACGACCCCAUGAUACAUCUAAACCAGCUCGACCUUACUUUUAUGUCAUGUUGGUUGUCACUUCAGGCCCGUCGUCGUCUGUCGCGCGACGAGUUGGCAAACAUGCUCGGCCACCUGCAGCCCUGGGAGCUGGCGCCACACUGCCGGCGUCUCGGCACGCCCCUCUUCCAUCAGUCGGCCGCCAACUACACCCACCUGGUCAUCGACUGUGAGGACGACACGGCGCGGCGCAUGUGGGCGGCCAUGCCGCUGGCCGUGGCACACAACUGGGGAGAGAGGGCGACAAACGUCCGAGAGAUCAGGCACCGGUAUCCCAGUCGUCGAGAGGGCUGGUGCCGCGGGACCUGGGUGGCCGUGGUGGAGGGCCACGGGCGUGGCUGGGCGGCCAUCGCAGAGAAGAAACGACGAGAGAGGGAGGGAGCGGAGGGGACAGCUGACGCUGCUGCGGUGGCGCAGGAUGAUGGCGGCCCCAGAUUGGCUGACGAGGGCACAUUGGAGGUGCUGUCCUUCGAGGAGGUCAAGCUCGACGACAGCAUUGACAUCCCCUACCCUCCCCCCUCAUCUCUUCCGCCCCCCGCCCCCACCGCCCCAAUCCACCUGCCGGCACUCAAGACGGUCGACAACAUUCCCACCUUUUCCCUGGCUUCUCGUGUGGGCCGCCAGUGGCGCACCCCUGCCGUCAAGACGCUCAUCACCAGGGACAUUUCGGUGGCUAGUGGUCUAAGGGCAUGGCUGGCUCACUGCGAGGCCAUUGAAGUGCUGCACCUCAACGGACGGGACGCCAGUACGGCGGCCAGCGCGCUGAGUGGGCUGCCCGCCGACGGGAAGUCGUUGGCGGCGCUUCGUACACUCCGGGGCGUCCGGAUGUAUUGGAGCAUCCCCGCCGCCAUCGACAGGCUGCGUGAGGUGAUGGUGGCGAGGGGCGUCAGCAGGUCCAUUCGGGAGCUCGAGAUCGGCAUGGGGUGGAUGCCGAGCACUGAUGAGACUGUGGAGUGCUCGCAGAACGUCGCACGGCUCAUGUAAGGACACAACAGAGAGAGAGAGAGAGAGGCUGCAGAGAGACGGUGCAAUUCAUUCCUGUGCUUUGCCUUCGAUCAGUGACGCCAUUGCUCGUCACGAGGCAGUGGAGAAGGGCGUCUUCGCACUCAACAACGACGGCACGUGUGGACGGAUUGACGCGGAGCUCCUCUCGCGCAGCAGCACCGGCCCCGCCGCCGCUCAGCAGCUCAUUCGCGACUUCGCCAAGAGAGCCGGCAUGGUGAACUACAGCGGAGAUGACGAGGCCAUCCCUGCAGCCAUCACCGAUGACACAUUCCCCGCCGCCCACUCCCUGCUGCUGCUCAGCGAUGCCCUCGCCAAUGGGGCCAAGAAGAAGCGGGCAGUCGAGAUCGCCUCCCACAUGCCCAGCCUGUCGUGCGUCGACGAAGGGGAUGCUGCUGGGGACGGCGUGGUGCUGGAUGCACCCGUCGGUGACCUGUGGAGCUUCCUCGAGCGGCUGCACGUGGAGUUGGUCAGGAGGGGCAAGGAGAGGAGCCUUACCCUGGGCCUCUGGCUGAGUCCUGCCGCAUUCACCGCUUCCAUGGAGGACCUCGCGAACCCCUGCCUGUGGGGGUGAGACUCUGACAAGCUGCCGCCGAUCGAGACAGUGUACGUCAAUAUCGAUGGUGAGCUCACCAACCAUCGUAUUGGGACGGCCAUUGGCCCUGGCAUUUGCGUAUGGUGUAUGUGUCUAUUCGUUUCAGGCAUUGAAGACGAUGAUCGGCAUAAAGAGGAUGCCGAAUUGGAGACACUCUACCGGCAUGUGAUGGCCAUGAUCACGUCCUUCAACCAAAAGCUCAAGGUGAGCCACAGUGCACGGUGCGCCCAGGUGUCAGUCAGCAGGCUGCAGGGCAAUGUGUGUGUGCGUCUUUGACCGCUCCUGGCUGAAUGAAUGACAGGGCCACAAGAAGACCUGUGUGAGUUUGCUCGGCAAUGACCUGGGGUCCGACUUUGAGCGGCGCUUCCUGGAUCAGCAGGCCUCUAUCAACAACAGCGGCGGAGCAUACGAGUUUAGCAUCGCUCGCUCCGGCCUGCGUGUCGAGCGCCGUGAUGCCGCUGGUCAAUCAAAUGGCUCUUCGUAG